AUGCUGACUGUGGGAGCUGGUUCAUCGUGUGACGUAUGUCUCGAACCAUUUGGUGCCGACGAAAAAUGUCCUUGCUCGAUAGUUUGUGGUCACGUAUUCUGCGCCGAAUGCCUUCAUAACUUGACGCGUCCCGCCUGUCCUUUGUGCCGCCACGGGUUCAACCCAAACCUGACCGUUAAGCUUCAUAUCGAACUGGACACCACCCGGCCUUCUCCCACUCCCGCUCCCCUUUCCACUACCUCUGUUAGUGCUGAGCAGGAGGCACGAAGACUUCAUGAAGCCAUUGCGGGGAUAGCCGAGACGGGUUCGACAGAGUUGAAUUUACGACAACUGAUUGAAGAUGGAAGGUCGUUCCUUCGACAACAGCCUCGGACAUUGUACAGAGACUUGCGAACGGCACACCAAAUGAUAACGUACCUUUGCGAAGUCAAGUCGACCCUAAGAUCCCAGAAUGUGGUGGUGGAUACUCUUACAAAGCAAGUCGCAGAGUUGGCGGAGCAGAAGGCAGAUCUUGCCAAGCAAGUGGAAGACCUGACCGUAUUGCGUCAGGUGGAUAGCGAAACUGCGAUAGCUGUGGAAGUGAGCCUUAGAGGGCAUUGCACAAAGGCGCACGCCGCGUAUGAAGCUAUGGUAGGACAAUAUAACGUCGUUGCCCAAGAGUACGCUUCGCUGGACGCGGAAGUUCGACGCCUCCGCGGGGAAGCGGACUCAAAACCUGCGCAUAAGAAAUCUCUACCUGGUCUCAAAGGUGCUGCCGUACAGAAUCCGAACUCGUAUACCGUUUCUCCUCUACCUCAAUUUACCGGAGCACUGAAUACUGGUAUGAGUCUCUUUAUGCCUCUGCCUGAGCUUGAGGAAGACGACGGGGAGGAUGGCGAUGACGAUGACGAUGAGGUUGAGGAAAAUGCUGAUCCUUCGGAGCACCUGAAGUACGGCCUUGCAAACAAAACCCACCCUGGUCGAAGCGAAUCUCCCAGUCAUGAAUUUGAUUAUGGGUACCGCCGUUUCUUUCCAAGUUCAACAGGAUCGCCAAGCUCCCCAAUUCCGCCGCCUGGCGAGGAUUACUUCACCAACUCUCCCAACAGUGAUCUUUCACGCACUGCUCCCGCCAAGGAACGACGCCGCUCUCGACCUUCGUCAUCCUCAAGUCGCCCCUCCAGCACUGCCACGUCAUCGUCUGCUGAUGUACCUCGGGCUCUCUCGUCUCCUAAACCACAAUCACCAUACCUAGGUUCAGCUCACGAUGGCGAAUCAUCUAGAGGACAUGUCAGCAUGCCCAGUGGCGACAACGAUCAGUUAAGGACGCGCCUCCACGACCUCUUGCAUGACCCAAGCCUAUCCUCUUCCCUUCCCAACAUGACGCCCAAUCACUUCCCUGCAUCCCUUACCCACCGCGAUUCGCAUCAUGAUGAAGGAUACGCUCCACGUCGCACUUUGUCGGAGAAACAAAUUACUCAAGCUGGUCCUUCUCCAGGUCCUCCGUUUGUAGACCACUCAUCGCAUCCCUCAAUGUCUCAUGUUCCAGUUCCUAAUCCUCGCCCACUCACCAGCAAUGGCAGCAGCAGCGCUAGCGCAGCAGCUAAGGCUCUAGAGAAGGCCAAGAAAGAGCAAGAGAGGGAGCGUAGAAGGGCAGAGAAGGAGCGCAGCAAGGUAGAUCGGGAUUCUGACCGGUCACGGACUAAUGCCACUCCCGAAACCAGCCACCCGCGAGCACGAGAACGGGCAUCGAGUAGCGCCAAUGCGCCUUGGAGUUCGACUUCCAGCUUUAGCUCUGGCAACUCUCGAGCCUCCUCCAGCUCUGAGAACUCUCGAGGAUCCUCCAGCUCUGGUGCCUCGCUCCCACCGCUACCACGUUCGAGCAGCAGCAAUGGACCGGCCUCAUGGGGAUCCGGUCAAAGUUAUACGUCGGCAGCAUCCCAUCAGCCUCGGUACCCAAGUGCAGGGUUAAGCAAAGGUCUUUCCUCAGGCUCGACGGCUUUCAGCAUCCCGGCUGUAAUUAUCCGUAACAAAUCAACAAAUGAACUUGCAUUUUAUAUUCAUUUGAAGAUUAUGUCGAGGCUUAAGCUGAACGUCAGGAGGACAAAUGAAGUCCAUGCAGUCAUUGUAGCUUAUUUCCGAUCUUGGUUCACUUUCGCCGAGCGAGCUAUCAACGGCCAAUGGAAAAUAGCACUCAAAGUAUCUAUGCCUUUGCCCAGACGCGCAGCAAGCCGAGGCCCUUGGUACUCCGUUCCACCCGUUUGGGCUGACAAUGUGAGAGCCCCAAAAGAGGGCGACGAACGUGAGCUGCUCCAUGCUGAAUGGAUGAUUUGCUCAGUUGUCUAUGGGGCGAUUAUCCAAACAGAGAAGCAAUUCAUCGAUAGAGGAAGAUGA
Molecule: messenger RNA, 2370 nt
Organism: Laccaria bicolor S238N-H82
Lineage: Eukaryota; Fungi; Basidiomycota; Agaricomycetes; Agaricales; Hydnangiaceae
Exons: 11
Coding region: 1-2370 (789 amino acids)
Source: RefSeq, a predicted model, not a curated record